AUGGCAGGACAGACGAGCACGAAUCCAUGGGAGAAGAAAAGGUUUCAACUGUGGAGCAUUAAAAAGGAAUCACCGACCACAACUCGAAUUCUGCAAUAUGGGAAAGGUAACGAUAAUAAAAUAAUGAUUAGAGUGGUUCAUGGAGGAAAUUUUACCGUUUUUCCAGAGCACAAUUCUAAAAAUGUGCCAAUGAAUUUCCCUCACUACUUGAUGAACUCACCAUCGAAGAGGAUAGAAAAUGUUAUCCAUCUCUUGGUUAUAGAACACCCAAGAGCAACAGUUGAUGAUGAAAUUGCAUACAUCAAGCAAAUGCUGAACAUGACAAUUCCAAGAGAAAAUAUUGAAGAUGUGAUGGACAUGGCUAAAGAGAAUGUCGUUUCAUGGAAAAUGUUGUAG
Lactuca virosa is the source of this 396-nucleotide messenger RNA. The record is from the annotation of a GenBank genome assembly. Lineage: Eukaryota; Viridiplantae; Streptophyta; Magnoliopsida; Asterales; Asteraceae.